AUGCCGCCUAAAGGUUCCCCAAAAGCAUCGAAGAAGAUGAUCAAGAAGUCAGGAAAGAAGCAAGGAGGAGAUAAGAGAAAGAGGAACAGGAAAAGGAAGGAAAGCUACAGCAUUUACAUCUACAAAGUCAUGAAGCAGGUUCACCCAGACACUGGUAUUUCAAGCAAAGCCAUGUCCAUCAUGAACUCCUUCGUGAACGAUGUCUUCGAGAGAAUUGCCUCAGAAGCCUCUCGUUUGGCUCACUACAACAAGAGAUCGACUAUUUCUUCUCGUGAAGUGCAGACUGCAGUUCGUCUUCUCCUUCCCGGUGAACUUGCUAAACACGCAGUUAGCGAAGGCACUAAAGCCGUCACCAAGUACACCAGCAGCAAGUAAACCAACAACAAAACAAAAGCAAAACGGUUCUUUUA
Molecule: messenger RNA, 410 nt
Organism: Actinia tenebrosa (Australian red waratah sea anemone)
Lineage: Eukaryota; Metazoa; Cnidaria; Anthozoa; Actiniaria; Actiniidae
Product: histone H2B-like
Cellular component (GO): nucleosome
Molecular function (GO): protein heterodimerization activity; structural constituent of chromatin; DNA binding
Source: RefSeq, a predicted model, not a curated record